Pollicipes pollicipes is the source of this 1440-nucleotide messenger RNA. Its product is annotated as glutamate receptor ionotropic, delta-2. Gene Ontology annotation, molecular function: signaling receptor activity; ligand-gated monoatomic ion channel activity. Gene Ontology annotation, cellular component: membrane. NCBI's taxonomy places the organism in Eukaryota, Metazoa, Arthropoda, Thecostraca, Pollicipedomorpha, Pollicipedidae. The transcript has 13 exons. The record is from RefSeq and is a predicted model, not a curated record. Gene Ontology annotation, biological process: monoatomic ion transport. The coding region runs from base 49 to 1440 and encodes 463 amino acids.
UGGAGACCGAGCGGCGGUGUGAUGCUGCUGACGUCAGCCAGGUGAAGAAUGCUCCCGGGCGGUGCGCUGGCGCUGCUCCCGAUGAUGCUGCUCACUGGCGACGCUCUGCUCUCCAGAGGCGAGUUCGGCGACGAGCUGGGCCUGCUGCACGGCCGCAGGAGGACGCAGUGGGAUGGCGCCGCACUGGCGGCAGCGCGGCGUCGUCUGCACAACAGCACACUCAGCGUGGCCACCAUACAGCGGCCACCGCUAACAAUUCUGGAAGUAAACCCAGACGGAAAAAUCGUAGGGUACCGAGGCUUUUGCUUCGAAAUGUUGACCACUUUAAUGAGAAAAUACAAUUUUAAAAUAGACCUUGUUCUGCCGUACGACGGAAACUGGGGUAGUCUUCUGCCAAACAAUACUUGGAACGGAAUGGUUGGGAUGGUCAACAGAACGGAGGUUGACAUGGCGGUGUCGGGCUUCACCAUCUCCCACAUCCGGGAACAGGGCAUCGACUUCACGACAGCCUUCCACGAGGAAACCACGGCCAUCCUCCUGCCGGCGCCGCAGCCAGAGAGCAAGUUGUUCGCGCUGGUCCAGCCCUUCCCGUGGCAGGUCUGGGUUGCAGUUGGUGUCACUGUGACGUGCAUCACGCCCCUGCUGUAUCUUCUAGACCGCGUGAACCCGUACGCCCCGAAACUCUACCCACACGAUCACGGUGCGAAAUCGACUUACUCACAGAUGCAGUGGUUCAUCUUCGCCGGAAUUAUUGGACAAGGCGGUCACAGCAUCCCGGCCAACAUGGCGUCUCGCGUGCUGCUCUCGUUUUGGUGGCUGGCCGCCAUCACUCUUAUGGCCUGCUACACUGGCACCCUGAUCGCCUUCCUGACGGUGCCCAGCGUGGCCGACUCGAUCAAGUCUCUGGAAGAGCUGGCUGGGCAGGACGAGAUCAAGUGGACCUACCGCAUCUACUCGGCCAUGGACAACCUCUUCCAUACGUCCGGCUCGUCCGCCUACACCCGGAUAGCCUCUAAGUACACGGACGCCAAGGUGACCACCGACUACGCCGGCGUCGACAAGGUGCUCACCGGACAGUGGGCCUUCAUCAAGGAGCGGUCGUUUCUGGACUUCGCACUGGACGAGGACUUUCGACGCACGGGACGUUGCCGUUUACAAGUGGCCGAGCGCGACUUCUAUACGGUCGGCUUCGGCUGGGUCCUGCAGACGGGCAGCCCACUGAAGGAGCUGUUCGAUAUGGAGUUUUUGCGGAUGAGCGAGACGGGCCUGCUCAACAAGUGGAAGACCAUGUUCUGGCCUAAGUCGUCCAACUGCAGCACGGGCCUCAUCUUCACUGACGUGGGCAUCCAGCCGCUCGCGCUGGCCGACCUGGUCUCCACGUUCCUGCUGUACGCCGCCGGCAUCCUGUUGGCGCUGGUCGUCCUGCUGGUCGAGAAGUAG